ACAUAGCUGCUCGGCGCGGAGGGAAAGACUCGCUCAGACUCACCGCUCAUCGUCAUGGCGACGUCGUCCAAGUCGUCGGGGAGCUGCACCAAGGUGGCGCUGGCGCUGUUGGCGCUGUGGUCCGUCGUCUCGCUGGUGGUCAUCGUGGUGUGGUCCACGUCUCCGGACCUGAAGGGCUCGGCCCGCUGCCGCCAGGAGCUGCAGGAGAACACGGAGAAGUUGGAGGGGGCCAAGGUGGUGUGGGGCAAGAACAAGGAGGCGCUGGAGGAGCAGCUGGAGGAGGCCAGGCGCCAGCAAAAGCUCCAGGAGGUCCGCGUGGCCGCGCUCCUGGGACGACUCGACGCCGCCAACGCCACUCUGGAGGCCUGCCGUGGCCAGAAGGCCGUCCUCCUGGCCAACAUCAGCAUGCUGCAGGAAGAGGCGGAGCAUCUGAUGCAGGCACAGGUCAACCUGACAGUCCAGCUACAGCAUCAAGAAGAGCUGGCGGAGGCGUUGCAGCACAACCUGACUCAGGCCGACCACCGCACCGAGGCGUGCGUCAGCCUCAAGCAGGCCGCCGACAGCCUCGUCACGGCGGCGCAGGCGCAGACGCGUGCCUGCGAGUCCAACCAGCAGUACCUGCACAAACAGCUUCUUAAGUGUAAAGAGGCGGAAUCAAAAGCACCCGCGCCGCCACAGACGCAGAAGGACCCGGUCAACUCCAACGCCAUGUCGCUCGCCGCCAUGCCGGCUGUGACGCUGCUGGCGUUCUGCGCCCGCCUCCUGAUGACAUGAGGGGCAUAAGCAGCAACGACAUGACAGCGAACACUGAGGUCCAGGACGAGGGCGGAGCCUGGAGAGACUGCUGUACACAACACACACGCACACCCCCGCGCACACACACACACACCCACCAGGCCGAGGAGACGUGUUGCUGCUCGCAACUUCCUGCUUGCUAACCUGCAGAGACACUUUGCUGCCACCAGAGACCGUGUUACGUCAUGAACUCGGGCUCAGGUUUAUUAACAGAUCAAUCAAAUGUAUUGACGCAUGUGCCACAGUGACUGUACAGUGCCUCUAGUGGCCUCACCGAGUAUUACAACACUAGACCAAAGCUGUAAACAUUACGUUGGCGUUCAGUCUGUCAUUAAUCACUGAUUGUAACUUUUUAUUCAAACAAGACUUUUAAUGCUUUAUUUCGAAACGCACCAUUUUAACUUUUUAUUAAAACAAGACACUAAGUUUGCUUCAUGAGACUUUUUUAAUGCUUUAUUUUGAAACGCAUGGUGCCGCUUUUUUCCCAUCAUGCACUUUGUUUUGUAACUAAUGAAAAUGAAUGAUUAGACAUUGCAGACAGUGAUCUUAUGCAUAUAGAUGCGGUGACAAAUAAACGUUUUGAACACUUCUGACUUGUUUUUUUGUGAGGUCUGUCAAGGUUUGAUUGACAGCAGUCACUCGAAAUGUUUUUUUUUUUUUUAGUGAUAAGCUAAAGUAGUUUCUCUUCAAAUAAAUAAGAUCAUGUCCUUGAUUAGCUUUGCUGCACUUUACCCACACUAACUUUGCAAGACUCAAUGAAGAUUUAAAAAAAAAGUUUUUCGCGUAAAUGUGAUAUUACUAAAGUGUAGUACUGUACAAUAAAAAUACUAAUUGGUAGCUAGCUAUCAAGCUAGCUCGCCAGCCGUUUACAGUAUUAACAAACGACCAAAAAUGAGUUUCUUUGGCAAGGUAACUUUUUAUCCACAAAAACAAACUUGUGUGAAAUGUCGACAUACAACAAUAUAAAACCUUACCGUCCUCCGAAGAAGAUUGUUUGUCACUUUAUCCGUGGCGAUGGCACCUGCUUCCACCAGCUGUUGGAAGGGAGACUCCAUUUCCGGUUUGCCCCACUCACAAAUAAAAGCUUUAAUCGCCUCAACUUCCGCCCUACUUCAGUAUAAAACUCGUCAUCACGUGACUGAUAUCGUUUGAAACGACAAUAACAAAUA
Messenger RNA from Entelurus aequoreus (snake pipefish), 1964 nucleotides. RefSeq lists its product as uncharacterized. The transcript has 5 exons. Bases 55 to 774 code for a protein of 239 amino acids. The record is from RefSeq and is a predicted model, not a curated record. Lineage: Eukaryota; Metazoa; Chordata; Actinopteri; Syngnathiformes; Syngnathidae.